This is a messenger RNA of Armigeres subalbatus, 1516 nucleotides long. Its product is annotated as nucleolar protein 58-like. NCBI's taxonomy places the organism in Eukaryota, Metazoa, Arthropoda, Insecta, Diptera, Culicidae. Bases 77 to 946 code for a protein of 289 amino acids. The record is from RefSeq and is a predicted model, not a curated record. The transcript has 3 exons.
CAUAUGCGAUACAACUGCCGAAGUUGCAUGUCAAACUUCUGAAAAUGAUUAUGAAGUUCAACUCCGAUACGUCGAAAUGGCACUGUCGGCCGAACAGGUUCUUAAGUUUUCUGACAACAGACUGAAAGAUGCAUGGUAUGGUCCACUUGAAGAGCUAGCGCUGUUCAACUUUUGGAAGCUCAUAAAGGAUAAAGCUGAAGGACUUUUUUAUACGGAGCCACUGAAUCCAAAUGAAAGUCUCACUUUGGAUUUUAUUGUUGACCCGGAAGGCGAGUGCGUCUUUAUGCCCCAACCAAAUGGAGGAAACGAUGAUUAUGCAACUGCAAACGGUGCUCCAAAUUCACGUGAUGCCUCCCUCGAUCAUUGUGAAAUAUUUGAGAAUUCAGCUUCCACAUCUGAAUCGCGAAUCCAGCAUGACGCAAACGCUAAGCAAACAUUAGAACAUGUUCCACUGGCUGAGAUAUCUACAUCAGUGUCUAAUAUAGAACCAGCGUAUGUACAAUCUGACGCAACGGAAGCACCGAAUGUGCUAUCUACCUUGACUUGCAAGCAGAAAGAUCCAUUCGAUAAAGUGCUGAUCUGGCCAAGAAUUGAGCCGCCUAAGAAAGGAGAUCGUAAGCGUCGUGGUCAAGAACAUGUGCCAUCGGUGGCUACCAGUGAACGGUGGCUACAAUGGUUCAAGAAGAAGGAUCAGGAAAAGCAAGAAAAAGAAGUUGCGCAGAAAGCCAGGCUGGAAGAGCGCAAGCGUCUAAAAGAGAAAAAAGAAGAAGAGAGGUGUCAGCUGCAAAAGAAGAAGGAAGAGGCCAAAAAAGCCAAGAUAGAAGAGCGAAAAAACCUGAAGGAGAAGCGAGAAGAAAUGAAACGUACAAAGGCUGCUACCAAGAAGAAUAAAGAAAACCACGGGAUGAGGAAGAAGGCUACCGAAUCUCCUGCAGCUGAUGAGUGAAAGCGAAAGGGGAUCGAAAGAGAAGAAGGACUAAGUAAAGUAGCGAAGAAGUUGCUGGUGAGGACGAUCUUUGAAUAUCAGGACUGACGAAUGAAAAUGGUUUAAAAGGAAGAGGCGCUAAAAAAGGUGACCAUGAAUGGCAUAGAUAAGACAGGAAGAAAGCAGAAUGUGGACGACAAUGACGAAUAAAUGUAGAGCACAAAAAUCAAUUUCGAAAGAAGAAGAAUUAGGAGGUAAAUGGGAAAAUGGUUUCGCGAUGAUCGGACUCACCUUGGAAUAGUUUAGAGGAAUUAGAGAAGAGAUAGAGAAGUUAUUUAAAAUCAGAAUGAAUUUUGAUGUAACUGUUUUUUUUUUCAAUAAAUAUUCGAAACAAAAACCAUGUUCAGUAUAUGAUGAUAGCAGUAGAUGAUUGACCGCUCCCCCAAAUUACACUGUGACAGUGGACGACGGGGAUAAUCUGUCACCACUUCAUCCUUCCACACCCCUUCAAACAUGAAUUAAUUUAUGGAUGAUCCAUCUUUCACUUUGUGUAUUUUUUGCUUAUAAAACAAGUGUUUUUAUGAAUGAAGA